This is a messenger RNA of Mya arenaria, 897 nucleotides long. Its product is annotated as group 3 secretory phospholipase A2-like. The transcript has 3 exons. Gene Ontology annotation, biological process: arachidonate secretion; phospholipid metabolic process. Gene Ontology annotation, molecular function: A2-type glycerophospholipase activity. The record is from RefSeq and is a predicted model, not a curated record. Bases 1 to 897 code for a protein of 298 amino acids. NCBI's taxonomy places the organism in Eukaryota, Metazoa, Mollusca, Bivalvia, Myida, Myidae.
AUGGACGUUUACCAAGUAAUUUUAAACGCACUGUUUAUGCUCACAACGUACACAUUCUUUGUUCAUUUCUCGAAGACUGCACACGAAAAUUUUAUAGCUAAACUGCAAGUCCACAAAGGGGAUGACUGCCCAUCCGGGACCGUCUUGUAUCGUAUAAUUGACAACGAUGUGAUGUAUAAAGUACAAAUUCAGCAGAUUCUUCCCCACGACGUGUCAAAGACAGAAAACAAACUGAAGUUUUGUGCAAGAGAACCCCUUAAAAACAAAGACGAGGACAGCAUGGGAAAUUCAACUGUACAACGUGCGGAUAAACCAUUGGCAUACUACUUGAACCAAUUCUGUGGUAAAGAAAAUGACCACCCACUCGUUCAAAACCAACCUGGGACGGACCAAUCUGUAAUUGGAUAUCUGCUAGAAAAAGUUAAAGGGUCAGACGAGCGGAAGCUGCCACCUGACUGUCAGACUCCCUCAGACGUUUGGUCGUAUCAGACGCUUGCAUGGGGGAUAUUUCCGGGAACUCUCUGGUGUGGGUUCGGAAACAUGGCCGAGGAUAUGUACGGGAACUUAGGAGACCAUUCGGAGACAGACGACUGCUGUAGACAACACGACCUUUGCCGCCCUAUGAUCAAGGCACUCCAGACGCGCUAUUUCUUAUCAAAUCCAAGCGUCUUGCCGAUCAGUCAUUGCGGAUGUGACGACGAUUUUUACCGAUGUCUCCUUCGCGUCGGAUCACCAACAUCGAGGACGAUUGGGCGGAUUUUCUUUAACCUAGUAAAAAUGAAAUGCUUUGAUUUUGACAUGAAAGAAGUGUGCGUGUCCUCCGUUAUGGGCCUCUGCACUGCCAUGGAAACCAAAUGUGUUUCAGUGUUGAAAAGUAAUAAAGAAUUUCCGACUUAA